This is a messenger RNA of Catharus ustulatus (Swainson's thrush), 1722 nucleotides long. It is a transcript of the gene CDKN1A, whose product is annotated as cyclin dependent kinase inhibitor 1A. The transcript has 3 exons. Gene Ontology annotation, biological process: regulation of mitotic cell cycle; signal transduction by p53 class mediator. Gene Ontology annotation, cellular component: nucleus. The record is from RefSeq and is a predicted model, not a curated record. Bases 146 to 601 code for a protein of 151 amino acids. Gene Ontology annotation, molecular function: cyclin-dependent protein serine/threonine kinase inhibitor activity. Lineage: Eukaryota; Metazoa; Chordata; Aves; Passeriformes; Turdidae.
UGUGUGUGUGUGUGUGUGUGUGAGCGGGGCGGAGGGAAAUCCCGAGUGACGCCGCCAGGAGCGGCCCCGCCCCCGCCAUCCGCUUUAUAACGGGCGGAGCAGACGGGCUGGGCAGCGACAGACGCGGGGAGACGGCGCCGCCACGAUGCCGCAGUCCCAGAGCAGGGCUGGGCCGGCCCCGUGCAGCAGCAAGGUGUGCAGGAACCUCUUUGGCCCCGUGGACCACGAGCAGCUCCAGCAGGACUUUGAGGACAAGAUAAGGCAACAGCUGGAAGAAGCUCAGCAGCGCUGGAACUUCAACUUUGAGACAGAGACUCCCUUGGAAGGGCCCUUCAAGUGGGAGAGGAUCCUGGAGGCUGAGCAGCCGCCCCGGGAGGUUCACAGCCUGGUCAGGGCUGUCAUCAGCAGUGACAGCAGGAGCUCCUUGGCCCACAGGGUCCCCCCCAGGGACCGUGCUGGCAGGAUUUGCCCCGAGGAGUCUGAGCAGAGCUCCAGGGUUCACAAGGCUGGCUCCCUGCAGGGCUUGAAGCGUGGGCAGACCACGAUCAAAGAUUUCUACAGUGCCAAGAGGAGGAUCGUCCCUGCCCGGCCCCGGCCGUGACUCGCUGGGGCAGCGAGCGUGGCUCCCCCCCUGCUCUGCUCAUCUGUACAAAGCAAUGUAGAGUCUCUAGUUCCCUAUUUAUGAGUAGCUCUGGGGUCCUGAGGGACCUUCACUGUGUGCAAUGUAGAGGAGGAGCCCCACGGUGGGGCUGGAGGAGAACUGAGAUGGGCCUGGUGGGAUUAAGGCGCUGCCCUGCCUGCAGAGUGUCCUCUGCCCUGUGGCUCCAAACACCGUCCUUGUGCCAUCCUGCUGUCCAGCUGGGGUCUGUCCCCUGCCUAGGGACUGGCCCUGGGGGUCACUGUGUGCCAACCACCUGGUGGCACCAGAUAUCUUUAAGGAAAGUCGCUGGUGUGGAUUGGAGAGCCCUGGGACAGCCUGGCCCUGUCCCAGCAGGAUGGACCCAGCACUUGUCUGUGAGCGGGAGCAGAGGGAUGUGGAGGCUGCUCCUUCCCACGGCUCUGGGCAGAGGAAGCUGCUCCCUGGACAGCCCUUCCUUGGGGUGACUCACUGCCCCUGGCAGGCUUUGGGGUCCCCUGCACUCUGCUGCCCCAAAUUCCACUUCCUUCCCUUGUUGUUGGCUUGUUAAGUGGUGCUGCUUGUGCCCAUGUCCCUGCCUUCCUCCACACUGACACCAGGCUGGGGAGCCCCUGCUCUGCCUCUGUUGGGCUCCUCUAGGAAGAAGUCCUGCUCAUCAGCAGGGAUGAUGCUGAAAUAAGGAAUUGUAGCUUAUUUUCCUGGACUUUUUUUCCUUUGGGGCUGGCAGGGAGAGGACCCUUACCUGGCUCUGCUCUGGGAACAAGGGAUGGCCUGGAGCAGAGGCUGUUCAGUUCCAGCACUGAAGGAUGAGUCCUGAGGGACUCAACACUGUCAGGUCUCUGCACUUUUGUGGAGUUCAUCUCCUGCUCUGCUGGAUUUGGGCUCGGGAAACUGGUGCAAGAUGGUCCCAGGAAGAAAAGGGACAGGGUUGAUCUCCCACCUUGCACCACGAUGCACUUUGCUGUCCUAGCACUAAAUGUUUAUUUAUAUUUAAAAGAAUGCUAUCUAUUAAGUGUAUGUGGGGAAAGUGGAAAUACCUGUUUGUCUGUGAAUGUUAAUUCUGAAUAAACACCUGUGCAAAGGAA